AUGUACUACAAAUAUAUUCGUACUGCCGAUGCCAUCACAUCCUCCAUUACCAACUGCCAACUCGUUUCAUCCCCCGGGUUGAUUCCUCCGGGCUUAGUCGAUACGAAGUACUUCGUACAACACAGAGCUCCCCCUUGUUUGAUCUGCGAGUUCGCGUUCGCCAAGGAGGCUCAAAUGCGGCCGCCAACUCCUUCCUGCGGGCUCCGAUUCAUAUUCGUUUCCUUCUGGACCGAUGUGCUGUUGGCCAUUUACACUGGCCAGUUUGUCUUGGGAGGCAUCCGGCCCUCGAGGCUGAAGGUCCCCGCCCCGCACAACACAAACCAAGAACAACUCACAACUCUCACGCCCCCAUACCUCUUUCAGCCCCUGCAACUCAUUGGCAGGGUUAGAUCAUGUCCCAGCAUGAACUCGGAGGGCAACAAUCAACAACCCCAUCCCAUUGCGCCGCGUGUGGGGAAUCUAUGGCAGGUUCCGCCAUUGUCUCUCACACACACACUCUCUCUCUCUCUUAUGAUACUCGAUGACUCGAGCGCCAGCUUGCAAUCGAUCGUGACGCUUCCUGUGCAGAUGUACUGGAAACGCGGCCCCCGCGGACCGCAGGGCCAGUUUGCUCGACCGCGAUCCCCAAACAAACCUUCGUCGACCCAUUGGGCCAGUUUUCCGUUGAAUACCUACCUUCCGGUAACGAACGUGCAGCAUGUUUCAAAACAUCGCCGGCUCGUCUCUCUGCGUUCCGUGCAUUUCGUGCGUUUGCGUGCCUCGACGACCAAUCAAGCAGCCAAGGGCGACCUGCUCGUCAUUGGAAUCAAUGGUUUGGUUGUGGAGGAGUUCUACACCUUCUGUCCGCCUUUCGAGAUGAUCGUGCAAAGGUGCCUCGCUAUCUGGCCUAUCAGCAUCUCUGAAUUACAAGCUGUCGGACAUCGGACGUCGGACUAUAUUUAUUCCGAUAGACUUUCAUACCUGGCACGCAACGGCGCAGGCCAACAACCCCAGCUGGGCCAGCUCAGGCUGCCAGUGGGCAGCCCAUCCAAAGUAGGCAAGACAGGCUGCCAACUCAUCGUCCCGUCGCAUCCGGCUAAGACGGCCCCUGUCAAAUCCAACUUCUCACCGGUGUCAUCUGCAACUGAUCAACCAUCCUGGAUGUACCAACCGUCGUUUCUGUCUGGACACGCCAACUUUCUUUCUAUGAUCCUGGCACGCUGGCUGCGGCUGGCAUUCCCUUGCAAGCUUCGUGCUGGCAGACUCCUCCUACCGACUCCUCGUCAACAACUCACACUAGCUACUGCCGCCACUGAUACGCCCCAGCCACUGGGAACGUCGUGCCCCCGACAGCUUCAGUCUUCGCUCCCACAAUCUUCAAAUAUUUCUGAUAAAUCUGCAAUGACUUUGGGCUUUCAUCAUAAUGAUGCGGAACAACAAAGCAGCUUCCAAUGGGGUUGCGGCGGAUAUCCCGCGUCCAGUUGCGAACAUAUACCGGCACACUUUACUGCAGAGUAUUUAAACGAGGAGGAACAGCUGUCAUCCCGCAUUUAA
Messenger RNA from Sodiomyces alkalinus F11, 1533 nucleotides. RefSeq lists its product as hypothetical. The coding region runs from base 1 to 1533 and encodes 510 amino acids. Lineage: Eukaryota; Fungi; Ascomycota; Sordariomycetes; Glomerellales; Plectosphaerellaceae. The transcript has 14 exons. The record is from RefSeq and is a predicted model, not a curated record.